UCAACAUCUGUCUCCAGGGCUCAGCUGGCACAAGAUUACCAACGAGUUGACGAAAAAAGAGAUAUAAGUCACAUAAACUGGGCAGGUGCUGUCCUCAGGACUGAGGGAGACAAAAGGAGAGUAAAAUGAUAAGGAAGAGUACCAGAUUCUCUUAGCUGAGACCAAAAGACUCAAAUCAGCGCAACUGGAUACUGGGACACUUUAGCCUUAAAGAGUGGAUCUUUUAUAGAUUAAAAAGUCCUAUUCACUGAGUGUGACUCAGAUCGUUGUCCCACCAAAUGAAUAAGUAUUUGUUUCUCUCCAGGGAUAGGAUAUCUAAGAAACCAUGACAAAUCUUAGCAUUAUUGAUGAAUUUGUGCUGCUUUGAUUGUCUAGUGACCCGGAUAUCCAGACCAUGCUCUUUGUUCUCUUCCUGGGGAUUUACCUCCUGACCCUGAUAGGGAACCUGAUGAUGAUCCUGUUGAUCAGGGCUGAUUCUCACCUCCACAUGCCCAUGUACUUCUUCCUUGGACAUUUAUCUUUCCUAGACAUAUGCUACUCUUUAGUCACUGUGCCCAAGAUGCUGCAGAAUUUCCUAUCUCAGAAGAAAACCAUUUCGGUGUGGGGCUGCAUUACCCAGAGUUUCUUUUUCAUGAUUUCUGGAAUCACUGAGAGCUGCUUGCUCUCUGCUAUGGCCUAUGACCGCUAUGCUGCCAUGUGUCACCCUCUGCUCUACACCGUGGUCAUGAAUAGACCUCUCUGCACUGCAAUCGUUGGUACAGCAUGGGUGAUGGGGUUUCUGAACUCACUAGUGAAUCAUCUUUGUGUUCAGAACUUACAGUUCUAUGGUCCCAAUAUCAUCUCCCAUUUCAGUUGUGAACUUCCUUCACACUUCCCUCUGUCCUGCAGUGAUACCACACCUAACACCAUCCUGCUGGCUAGGUUUUUUGCAUUUCUAGGACUUGUGACACUUCCCCUGAUUCUCUUCUCUUACUCAAAAAUUAUUCUUGCCAUUCUAAGUACCUCUUCCUCUAAAAGCCAAGGUGAAGCCUUCUCCACCCGCUACUCCCAUCUCACCGUGGUGCUCUUGUUCUAUGGGACGGCUCUAUUCAGGUACAUCAGCUCCUUUUCAGGACCAGUACUGUAGUGAGUUAUCUCUAUACGGUAUGGUGUGAUCACUUCCUUAUUAAACCCUCUCAU
Messenger RNA from Orcinus orca (killer whale), 1179 nucleotides. RefSeq names its product olfactory receptor 8S1-like. The record is from RefSeq and is a predicted model, not a curated record. Gene Ontology annotation, biological process: G protein-coupled receptor signaling pathway. The transcript has a single exon. Gene Ontology annotation, molecular function: G protein-coupled receptor activity; olfactory receptor activity. Bases 395 to 1126 code for a protein of 243 amino acids. Lineage: Eukaryota; Metazoa; Chordata; Mammalia; Artiodactyla; Delphinidae. Gene Ontology annotation, cellular component: membrane.